AUGGGUGUCACCGACAGAAUCAUUCAGAUUGGAGGCCAGAUCUCUGGCAACCCGACCGCUGGCGGUCGCGAGAAGAUCCUCCAGAAGAACCCUGACGAUAUCGUUGUCACUGCUGCCUGCCGAAGCGCAUUCACCAAGGGAGGCCGCGGUGGUUUCAAGGACACCCCCGCUGCUGAUCUCAUGGCUGGUGUUCUCAAGGCCAUCCUCGACCGCUCAAAGAUCAACCCUGCUCUUGUCGAGGACCUAUGCGUUGGAACCGUUCUCGCCCCCGGUGGCGGCGCAACCGAGAUGCGAGCUGCCAGCUUGGUUGCCGGUUUCCCUGAAUCUAUCGCCGUCCGAACCCUCAACAGACAGUGCUCUUCUGGUCUCCAGGCUACCGUCGAUGUCGCCAACCAGAUCAAGACUGGCAUGAUCGAUAUUGGUAUCGGUGCUGGUGUUGAGAGCAUGUCCCUGAACUAUGGCCCUGGCGCUGUCUCCGAAUUCUCAGAGGCCUUUGAGAACCACCCCGAGGCUGCCAACUGUAAGGUGCCCAUGGGUGUCCUCUCUGAGCAGAUGGCCAAGGACCUCAACGUCACCCGAGCUGCACAGGACGCCUUCGCUGCCUCAUCAUACCAGAAGGCCGUCAAGGCCCAAAAAGCAGGACUCUUUGACGAGGAGAUUGCUCCCCUCAAGGUCAAGUUCGAGGACAAGGAGGGUAACACCAAGGAGAUUACCGUCUCCAAGGAUGAUGGUGUCCGUGAUGGCAUCACUGCUGAGUCUCUGGGCAAGAUCCGCCCUGCUUUUGCCAAGGACGGCUCUAUCCAUGCUGGUAACGCCAGUCAGAUUUCCGACGGUGCUGCCGCUGUCCUCCUCAUGAAGCGAUCUACUGCCGAGAAGCUUGGACAGAAAAUCCUCGGCAAGUACGUUUGCGCCUCGAUUGUCGGUGUCAAGCCCCUUCUUAUGGGACAGGGCCCCUGGAAGGCUAUCCCCAAGGCUCUCGACCUUGCCGGUAUCUCCAAGGAUGAUGUCGAUAUCUGGGAGAUCAACGAGGCUUUUGCCAGUCAGUGUUUGUGGUGUGCCAACGAGCUGGGUAUUCCCCAAGAGAAGAUCAACCCCAAGGGAGGUGCUAUUGCCUUUGGCCAUCCCCUAGGCUGCACUGGUGCCCGACAGGUCUCUACUCUCCUAUAUGAGUUGAAGCGAACAGGCCAAAAGGUUGGCGCAACAUCUAUGUGUGUAGGAACUGGUAUGGGUAUGGCCGCCAUCUGGGUUGCCGAGUAG
Fusarium mangiferae is the source of this 1257-nucleotide messenger RNA. Its product is annotated as putative Acetyl-CoA acyltransferase. The coding region runs from base 1 to 1257 and encodes 418 amino acids. Gene Ontology annotation, molecular function: acetyl-CoA C-acyltransferase activity. Lineage: Eukaryota; Fungi; Ascomycota; Sordariomycetes; Hypocreales; Nectriaceae. Gene Ontology annotation, cellular component: peroxisome. The record is from RefSeq and is a predicted model, not a curated record. Gene Ontology annotation, biological process: phenylacetate catabolic process; fatty acid beta-oxidation. The transcript is spliced from 3 exons.